AUGCUGCCGUACCUGUUCCCCGAUCUGUCCACCUUUACUACAGUCGCCGAUCUUAUCACCCACCUUCGCACUAGUGAUGCUCGCCUGCGUGCCGCCCUUCCCACCGAGUUCUGCGCUAAGAACCCCCCUCCACUGUACUGGACACUCCACUUCAUAGUCACCCGUCUCCCUGACACCCUCCGCUCAGUUCGAGACCACUUCCUUGCUCGCUGUCCCACUGAGCUCACAGUCGCCCUCCUAGAGGAGCACCUGCUCGCGGCCGAAAAGAGCAUUGUAGCUGUCGGUGCUGCUCGUGGCGCUCCUCGCACCCCCAUCUUUGAGGGGUGUUCUCCCUCUCCCCUCGCUCCCUCCUACGCUGCUGCUGCUGCUGUUGACUUCCUUGGUGCUGAGUCUGUUGGCGCUGCUUCUACUCCUGGUGGGAGGCGCCGCACCGGCAAGGGCAAGGGGGGCAAAAGUGGUGGUGGUGGCGCUGGUGGGGGAGGAGGUGGGGGGGGGGGGGGGGGGGGGGGGGGGGGAGGCGGUGCUGGAGGGAGCGGUGGCGGGAGCGCUGGUGGGAGUGGGGUCGGUGGUGGAGACGGGGGCGGCGGAGGGAGCAGUGGCAGUAGUGGCGGCGGCGGCGGUGGCGGCGGUGGCGGUGGUGGCGGUGGUGGCGGUGGCGGUCGGAGCGGUGGUAGUGGUGGCGGCGGAGGUCGGAGUGGAGGCACUGGCUCUGGCCAGAGCUCCCAGCAGCAGCAGCGUCCCCAGACGACCCAGCAGCUUCACGUGUGGGAGGUUCCACACCCCGUACCGCUGCUUCUCCCGCCUUGA
Closterium sp. Yama58-4 is the source of this 807-nucleotide messenger RNA. The record is from the annotation of a GenBank genome assembly. Lineage: Eukaryota; Viridiplantae; Streptophyta; Zygnematophyceae; Desmidiales; Closteriaceae.